This is a messenger RNA of Meloidogyne enterolobii, 1972 nucleotides long. The record is from the annotation of a GenBank genome assembly. NCBI's taxonomy places the organism in Eukaryota, Metazoa, Nematoda, Chromadorea, Rhabditida, Meloidogynidae.
UUUAACAUGUGGCGGUUUACUUAACGAAGGUCGAAAAAUUAUCCAGCAAUUUCCUAUAAAAUCUAGUAACAUACCUUUGUUUCCUUUUAAAAUUGGAUUGGAUGAAUCUAAUUUUUUAAGAAAAUUUUCAAUGUUUGAUCUAUUGUAGGGUCGGUCGAUGUUUGUUUCUUUUUGUAACGAAUUAAAAAUUUUGAAGACCUGCAUUUGAGGAUUCCAAAAAAUAUAUUGAGAAGAUCACAAACAUCACUUCAUCAUUUCCAACUUUUUGUUUAGUUUAUAGGCAUUGAAAAGAAAUUUUUUAGUUAAUUUUUAAAAUGAAACCUCGCUUUAAAUAAUUAAAAAAAAUAUUUUUAUUUUUAAAAUUAAUUUUUAGAUUAGUAGAAAACUUUAAAUGCCAAAUACGAGGAGUUAUGCUGCUAGAAAGCGUUUGAUGGAAAUGGAAAGUGAGAGACUUGCUAGUAACUCUAAUUCUCCAACAACUAGCCGACCCUCAAAAUUUAAAAAACGAAAAAGAUACAAAUAUCAUAUUGAAGAAAAACCAAAAGUCAUUGAGGCGCAACAAAAAUUAGAAGAAAUUAAACUGGAUGAAAUUUUGCUUCCAUCAAUUAAUAAUAUUGAAUUAAAUCUGAAUAAACAACAAAACCAAAAGAUCGAUUCCCUGGCUUCUUUAAGUCAAGAAAAUAUUGCCAAACAAAUUUGUGCUUCUACAAACACAAAACAAGUUUUGUUUCAACAACCGAGUUUUCAGCAAAAAUGUUUCUUUCAAAAUAAUCAGCCAAAGCCUUUGAAUUCUCAACUUUUUCAACCUCCACCACUUUCAAAUUGUCAAAAUAUGCACGGAAAUAAUUCAAAUAAUUCUGGUAGACCUCCAAUGAAAAGGCCUCAUUUAAUGCAUCAACCGAGACAUCAUUUGCAGCAUCAACAACAACAUAGAGGGGUUGGGCAAGUUCAACAUCGUUUGCCACAUCCUAAACAAAUUCCUCCUGGUCCUUCUAUUCCUCAACAACAACCGCAGCAACAAAUACCUCCUGGGAAUAAACAGGCUAUUUUUCCGCAGUGUGCAAAUGAUGUUCUUGUUCAUGUCGGCGAUUUUGUCAAACAACACGGCCAAUUUCCAAAUAAAAGCUGGAAUCGUGUAAAAAUAAAAGAAUUACAAAAUUUGUUGGAUCAAGAUCUUUUUUGUUUGUCUACAGACUUGAGAAAUUCUCGUCUCAAUCCUUUACAAAGUUUUAAAUUGUUGGGAAUUGUUUGUAAUUAUUUUGAUAAGGAAGUCUCAAAAGAAGCCGAUCCAAAACUUCGUUAUUUACAUUUUGAUAUUAUUUUUUGUGGUCGUGAGGGAGAGCCUUUACUUCACGAAGCUCGUGUUCAAUUUCUGAUCAAAAUUUGUUCACUAGCUGCCCAAUUUCCUGUGUAUGGAUUGUUUGACCAUGUUGGCCAAUGGCUUGGAAAAGUAACCAGUGAUGAAUUAAAACGUAGUUAUGCUGAACAAAUUGUUUCUGAAUUGGUGGAAGGUUUUAUUUUUGGUCCCGAAAAAUAUAAUUUGUACGAACAUUUACUCCCAAUUGUUAAUUAUUCUUUUGAAUUUUGUGCUAACUUUAUCGUCUUUGCAAUAAGCAAAGAAACGUUAGGUCCAGUUAUGGCUUUAAUUAUUGGUGAAUGGUUAUGUCACCGUGUUGAUCAAUUUUUGCGUUAUUUAAGUUUUUGUACGCAUUUGAGUCUUCCUUUUUGUGGGCAGGUAAAAUUUAAAAGCAAUUUUUGAGUAUUAUUUAUUCUGAUCUCUUUAUAAGGUUAGAGUUGCCGUUUUCGAGUAGGGCCAACGUUCUAGUCAUUUUUUCGGGCUUCAUUUUUAUCGGGCCGGCUGGACCGGGGGGGGGCUUCUUCGGCGAGGGCUUUUUCGGGCCCAACUUCAUUGCACGACUUGAUCUUUUGGACCGGACCGGGCCCCCAACCCUAUAUAAGAUAAACACUUGUG